Salvelinus sp. IW2-2015 is the source of this 5702-nucleotide messenger RNA. The record is from RefSeq and is a predicted model, not a curated record. NCBI's taxonomy places the organism in Eukaryota, Metazoa, Chordata, Actinopteri, Salmoniformes, Salmonidae.
UGGAGCGAUGUUUACAUUUUGGCAGUGAGCGAUUGAACUGCCAAGCAGUAAACGAUUUUUAAACUUUAUGAACCUUUUAAAAGAUUUUCCUAUUCCACUAGCUAAGUAACUUGAUCCUGAGUACCACAGCACAUAUUUGCUAUACAUCUUCAUUUAGCUAACUAGCUAGCUAACAAUAACCCUAGCAACCUGUUGAUUGAUAAACUGGCUACCCGAGUUGUUGAUGUUAGCUAGUUAGCUAACGUUAGCGUGUGCAAAUGACAGCCACCAAUGUUUAACAACAACGAUGAGGAUCUUGUCGAAGAUGUGGCCAGUUUAAGGAAUCAAUUGCGAUUAACGGAGAUUAGUUUGCAAAGUUUGGGAGAACAAUUAAGUCACUCAGGACAGGAGAGUCACAGUGAGCGGUCUGAGAGGAGUUUAGUACAUGGGUUGCCAGGUCUUCUGUCCCUAGAGGACCUACAGCGGCCUGAUGUCCCACAUCCUCCAACUGACAACCCAAGUCUUGAGAGACCCCUCCACAGAAGUAGGACAGCUGAGAGACAGGCCUGUGAAAGCCUACCCAGUACUGACUCCAGGUGCUCCUUGUCUAGGGCAGUGGAGAUGGAGGUUGCCCCCCUCAGGAAGAAGCUAGGCUGCCUGCGUCAGGAGAACGCCUCCCUGGCUCUGGAGAACAGACAGCUCAUCAGUGACCUGGAGGCGACCCAGAUUGAACUGGCCAGCUCUAAAACCAAGGCCCGUCUCCUGGGCUCCACAGUAGGGGCUAAGACCUCCAGUGUGACCGUCAUGAGGGAGCAGAUCCUGGGCUUGGAGGCUGAGGUGGAGGCCCAGGCCAAAGAACUCCGGACUGCAGAGUUGAAGGCAGAGCAGAGCCAGCAGGCAGCAACGCAAAGUGACAGACAGGUAGCCGAACUCGGAGACGAACUGAGCAUGCUCAGAACAGAGCUUACCGACACAACCAGACAAGGAAAACGAGCGGAGCAACAAAGGAACCAAGCCCUUCGCAAUGCGGAGAAACUCACAGACGCUUUUAAAGACUACAAGACAAAUAUUUCCAUUAAGCUGAAAAAGGUCAUGGAGAGCGAGAGCAAACUGAAGGAGAGUCUCAUCGUGUGUGACCGAGAGAGAGAGGAGCUGGAGAGCAAGUGCACCGUGAUGGAGAGAGCACGAGAGGAGCAGGGCCAAACCAUCAGUGAGCUGAAGGAAGAGGUUACCCAGGCGCGCACACUCAACACAAAAACCUCUGAGCUCCAGGGACGUCUGGAGGAGGCUGCCCAACGGGCCUCGCGGCUGGAGAUGGAGCUGGGGGAUCGGGCCUUGGCGGCCAGGGAGCUGACCUCUCUCCACAGGGAGACGGAGGACCUCCGGGCCCUCACCCAGUGCCAGGAACACAGGCUGGUUCAAUGCCAGAGAGAGGCCCAGCAGAGCCUGGCUGAAUUAGCUAGUCUGGAGAGCAUACUGGCUUUGCUGCACCUCCGAGAGGUAUGGAGGAUUGGGGACACGUACACGCACGGCGAUGAGGGACCUCUCUGUGUGAAGCCCUGUAUGCUGCCACCAGUGGAUUACACAGGAAAUACAGACCCACUCAGACCCAAGCCAGGUGAGCGAUACCAGCAGCUGCUCCCAGUGCUCCAGGCAGUGGAGGCAGAGCGAGGCAGACAAAGCUCCCUGGCCUCCAGGCUCCAGGAGAGGCUGUCUAAAGCCCAGGAGGAGGUCUCCUCCCUGCACAGCUCCAUGGCCCAGAGGGCCUCCCACUACCAGCAGGUCCACAGCGAGCUGCUCCAGAGGGCCAGCCAGGCUACCGAUGCCGAGAAGGAGGUGAGGAGAUUGAAGAAGAAGAGUGCUCGUGUGGCGGCUCUGGAGAAACAGCUGCAAGAGAAGAGCUCUGCCUACUCACUGGCCGCUCUGAAGAACACUCAGCUGGAGCAGGAGCUGCUGGAGAAGGCCAGUGCUAUCCAGCACUACCAGUCUGUGAUGACCAAGAAGCAGAGGGACUUCCAACAGGCUCUGGACAAAAGUCAAAAGGCCCGUGCUGACCAGUGCAAGGAACUGCAGGACAGAGUGGAACUGCUGCAGUUGUCUCUGGACCAGACCCGGGCCCAGGUCUCAGAGCUGGAGCAGGCUGUGUGUUGUGCCCAGAGGGAGAGACACGAGGCCCAGAGCACAGCCCACCUACUGCAGGUCUCCCUGGACCAGCUCACACAGGAGAGAGAGACCAAAGUGAGACACAGUGAGGAGGCUCUACGGAGUGUCAAAGAGCAGGCCACCGAGUCUUCCACCAAGGUGAGGCAGCUGGAGACAGCCCUGUCGUCCUGUAGGGAUGAGCUGAGCUCCCGCCUACUGCAGAUGGAGGACGCUAAGCAGCACUUUCAGAGACAGCUGGACGUCAAGAGCAAAGAGCUGUCGUCUCUGCAGGAGGAGUUGCGUAACAGCGCUCUGGUGUGUAGUCGCUCCAGUGAGCGCUGUGUCCAGCUUCAGUACUCCCUGCAGCGGCAGCAGAGCAUGCUACAGGAGAGCAGCACCCGUGUGGCCGAACUGGAGGAAAGCCAGAGUCGGCUACAGGGACAGGUGUCUGCGUUGGAGCAGGAGUUGGAGCGGGCGCGCUUGUCUCUGGAGGAGGAGCUGAGGAGGAGAGAGGAGGUGGUGCAGGAGGCUGACAAGGAGGUGCAGGAGAAGAGGCGACAGGCUGCACAGCUCUCUGGCUCUGUCACUCAGCUGUCGUCUGAGAUGAAUCGGUGUCGUGGGGAGCUGUCAUCCAUGGAGCAGGAGCUGCAAAGGCUGCGGAAGGACGCCAGCAUGAAGUCCUCCCAGCUCAGCUGCAUGGAGGAGACCCUGCAGCAGACCCAGGGCCUCCUGGAGAAGAAGAAUGACGCGGUUGUGGACUUGGAGGAGAAGCUCCACCGCUGCGAGGAGGACAGGCAGAACUCUGUGCAGCGGGCGGAGACUCUGGAGGGACAGCUACAGGGGGUGCGCGGUGAGAUGCACGACACCCUAGAGAACCUACAGGAGCUGAGAGAGCUGUUACAGCGCACACAGGUCAGCGCAGACGAACGACAGACAUCACUGGAGAAAUUGUCCGCCGAGCUCAGGGAAAGCCAGAGGGAGUUGGAGGAGAGGAACCACGAGGUGUUGGACAUGGACACAGCAUUGAAGGAGAGACAGGGGGAGCUCCAGCAGAGAGCACAGCUGCUGGGCCAGUUGGACGUGGCCAUCAGAGACCAUAAGGUGGAGAUGGACAAGAAGGUUCAGGCCCUACAGCAGACUCUGGACCAGAGAGAGGGAGAGGUCAAAGACCGAGACAAACGGGUGGCGUUUUUGAGUGAGAGGUUAGACCUGCUAAAAGCACAACUACAAGGGAAGGAGGAUUCCGAGAAGGACUCUCUGGGGCAGGUCCAGAACCUGCGUGUGUGUCGGGAGGAGCUGCAGAGAACAACGCAAGAGCUGCGGGACACACGGACUCACUGCGAGAGCCUGACCGAAGAGCUGGACAGCAUCACUCAACAUGCCAGAGAAAAGGAGGCGCAGGUGAGGAGUUUAGAGGAGAAGCUGUCUGCCAGGGAGGGCCGCUGGGUCCAGGGGGAAGCCAGACUGCAAGUCACCAUCUCCUCCCUACAGCAGGAGCUGGAGCAGGAGAGGGAACAGCACAGCAAGGAGCUCUACUCCCUGCAGCAGACGCGGGGCCAGCUCCUGAAGGUGUCGGAGCAGAUGAGCUGCAGCCUGCGGAGCUCCCAGGAGCACCUGGCCUCCAGGCUGCAGCAGAGCCAGCUACAGCUAGAGCAUACCAGGGCCCAGGCGGCCCACCUGCAGGCCCAGCUCCACGCCACCCAGACCAGCCUGCAGAGCGCCCGCGAGGCCCUGCUCAUCAAGGAGUCCGAAGUCACCCGCCUACAGGCCAGAAUUUCCAGUCUGGAGAGAGCUACAGAGCUCCACCACGCCACGUUCCACCUUCACCCAGAGAUCACCCUGCCCUCAUCCCCUCCGCCCCCUCACACACACCACCAUUCUCCUCCACACACUCACUCAUGCACCCACUCUCCUCAUAAACACACCUGCUCCUCCCCACCCACUCACACCCACUCCCCUCACAAACUCUCCCACCCUUCUCCACCACCCACUCAUUCCCCUUCAUCCCCCCACGUACAACACCACUCCCCUCCACCCCAAACCCACACUCCAGACUGGCCCGUGGAGGGCAGCAGUGUGGACUCCUCUCUUGAUCUCCCUCAGAACCUGAAGGCAACGUUACGGGAAGCCCUGGGUCAACACCUCCCCUGGGACACAUCCUUUCUGUCCCCCACCCCUUACCAGCCUGACCACAGCUGGCAGGGCCUCAGCCGACUGGAGGCCACCUCUGCCUCAGACCUCUCCUUUAACCCCCUCACCUACAUGGUGGACAAAAUGUCGGAGGAGAGGGAGGAGAGAGAGCCGGAGAGAGAGUCCACCCUCAGGCAGGAGACCCAGGAGGAGAUGGACAUGAGCUCCCUGACGGGCAUGCUGCGGUUUGUCAACCAGACGCUUGCCCUGCAGGAGGACCYGUCCCUCUGUGGCUCCGCGGGCCUCUGAGAGGCUGAGCACACCCUCACACUGCAGGUUAGCAUGAGAAACUCUCUCUGGGGUACAAAGGAUGAAAUGAGGUCGUACACGUAGCUGUAGUUUUUGCAUUGGCAAUGUGUAAUUGUGGUGAUUGAUGAAAUGGUUGGUGCUUGUUUAAUGGCUUUUGUAUAGGUAGUUGAGAGCCGGCUGACGCUCUUAACAAAAAAACGUUGUAACUAGACCGAAAACUGUGUCUCACCUUACACACACCACACACACACACAAGGAUCUCUCAAAUAAUGACACACCUGCUGUUAAUAGCAGUUCCUUCAAUAAUUAGGUCAGAGGGACCACACCUGUAUUCAAACAUCCACUCAAUUAAUUAACCAAACAGGACACAGAACCAAUUAGGGACGAGGUGCAAUUGACGGAGUGUCACAUUAUUCAGAACCCACGCUGUUCUCAGGGACAUGCAUGACGGUUUUGACUAACAGAAGUUACUUUUCGUAGCAGGUUAGGAGAACUUACGCAGCAGGUUAGGCAAAUUGGUUAAGGUUAGAGAAAGGGUUAGCUAAAAUGCUAAAAUUGUCCUCGACGCGACUUGAACGUAUCUAGCUACAUCCAGACCAGCACUGAACACCCUACGUGGCGGCAAGGGUCCAGGUGAGUCGUGGGAUGACAUAGAUUUUUUUUUUUUAAAUACAUUUUCGAGAUAGGAAAACAUUUUUUGUGUGAACUUAAACGACUAAAACUAUGUAGUAAUGGACCUAUACAUUUUUCAAUAAUAGCCUACAAUCUUAGAGAAUUUACAAUCCGCAAAUUAAAAGCCCCCGUUUAAUGUUGUAAUGUUUUGAGCGUGAGAACAACAGCCAUGUCAAAAUGCAUAGCAAUUUCCACACUAAUUUCCUACAAUUCUAUCUUUUUUUCUUAUGCUUUGAUCUGUGUGUGUUUUUAAUUUUUUACCGCUCAACCCUUAUGGUGGGUCACGACUCACAACACCUCAAUUGGUGGGUCACAAAGCAAAAAAAGUUUGCCCUACGUUUCCAACGAUGCAACUCUGUGCAAUUGACAUUGUAGCUAUAGUAUUAAUUGCAUGGAAUGAUGAAUGGUUCAAAUGAAAGGGAUUCUGCAUACAACUUGGUUUAUCCAAUAAAUACAUGAACUAAACAAUG